Messenger RNA from Sceloporus undulatus (fence lizard), 4109 nucleotides. RefSeq names its product major facilitator superfamily domain containing 9 (gene SLC67A2). Gene Ontology annotation, biological process: transmembrane transport. Lineage: Eukaryota; Metazoa; Chordata; Lepidosauria; Squamata; Phrynosomatidae. Bases 568 to 1842 code for a protein of 424 amino acids. The record is from RefSeq and is a predicted model, not a curated record. The transcript has 6 exons. Gene Ontology annotation, molecular function: transmembrane transporter activity.
UGUGUUCCACUGUCCAACAGCCCUUACUCUCAGGAAGUUCCUCCUAAUGUUGAGCUGGAAUCUUUUUUCCUGUAGCUUGUAACCAUUACUCCAUGUUUUAGUCUGGAACAGCAGAAAACAAGCUUGCUCCAUCCUCAGUGUGACACCCGCUCAAAUACCUAAACAAGGCUAUCACAUCACCUCUGAAGAAAAUGUUUGUUCAGAAACUGUUUUUAUAUGACAAAAGAUUUAAUUGCAUCUUAUGAAAUCUCCAAACUGAUAGCCAAAGAAGGAAAAUGACACACUGUAGGGGAAUCCUUUAUUUUGCCAGCAGUGUCUGUUGUUUUUUCAACCAACAUACUUGUGAAAUUAUAAAAUGCAUCCGUUUGAGCAUGUCACCAGUGUUGACAUGUAUUGAAGAAAUGGAAGAAGAUGUGGAAAAUCAACUAGUCCCACAGUUAAAUGUUCAGAAGUUCAGAAGACUUCACACACUUACUAUUGCAUAAAAAAGUCUGUUGGCUGUCCAAAAGUAACUGCCUUUGUCAUUUUGUUGCUUUGUGAGACUCAUUUGUGACAUUUUUCAGAGGCAUGGAAGUGGAAGAAAAGGAUUUCUUUGGCGUCAGUAUGAUUGUCCCAUUAUUAAGCCUUCAUGUCAAGUCUUUAGGAGUGAGCCCAACAGUUGCAGGAGCGGUAGGAUCUUUAUAUGGAAUACUGCAGCUGUUUUCCAGCACAUUAGUGGGAUCUUGGAGUGAUGUAGUAGGAAGACCAUAUUGCCUUCUUGUGUGCAUUCUCUUCAGUGCAUUGGGUUAUUUUGUGCUUAGUAUGUCCACUAAUAUUUUCUUAUUUGCGCUUGCUCGCAUCUUUGUUGGUAUUUUCAAGCACACACAUUCAAUUUCAAAAGUUCUCAUCUCUGAUCUGGUUCCUGAGAAGGAGCGCCUCUUAGUAAUUGGACAUUUCAACGCAGCCUCUAGUUUUGGUUUCAUCUUGGGACCUGCUGUUGGAGGCUACCUGACAGAGCUAGAGGGUGGGUUUUAUCUGACAGCAUUCAUCUGUGCUUCUAUCUUCAUCUUAAAUGCUGGUGUUUUCUGGAUGCUGCUACAACAUGAAAAAAACACCCAUGGUAAUGAAUGGAUCACUGUUAACAAGGCAAGAGACAUUCUCUCAACAGAGGUCAAACAAAGCCGUCAGCUUCAGUCUCUAUCUCAUGUUAAGUACAGUGCUCCAGCUGAAUCCUCUUGGACACAAGUUGUAUCUGUGCUCAAGAGACUUGGCAGCAUUGCAAGGUCCGAUCUGUGGGAUGUUUUUUUGGUACGGCUGCUGAUGUCUGUUGCAGUAAUGUUGUAUCAUAGUAAUUUUGUCUUGGCACUUGAAGAGAGGUUUGGGUUGAAGCCUAAACUCACUGGCUACCUCAUAAGCUAUAGCAGCACACUUGGAGUGGCUGCUGGCUUUCUGCUUGGACCAAUCACAAAACUGUAUCAGCAGAAUACCUAUGCCAUCUUGCUACGGUCUACUGUUCUCACAUGUGUGCUCAUGCUGCUAUAUUCUUUAUCAGAAAAUGUAUGGACAGUGGUCGUAUCGUCAACAUUUUUAGCUUUUUCAACCACUGUAGGACGCUCUUGUGUUACUGACCUUGAAUUGACGUUGGGGGGUAAUGAGGCCAGUGGUAUGCUCAUUGGCAUUGGUCAGUCUGUCUCAGCCGUGGGCCGUAUAGUUUCCCCUCUUCUCUCAGGAAUUGCCCAGGAAUUCAGCCCAUGUGGCCCCUCCUUUCUUGGUGGUCUUUUGGGAUUUGCAGCUGUUCUCAUCAUGAUCUUGAAUAAAUCACGAUAUUCUGGCAGCAGGAGCACAAAACUGAAAAGCACAUAGUGAACACUUUGUAACACUCUUACAUAAAUCAAAAGAAAAUGGCAGAGAAAUAAAGAUGUUUUAUCAAAGAUUGUAAGUGUUCGAAAGGCUGUGUUGCAUUUAUAGAAUGCUUUGAAAAGGGCCAUUGCAGAAACAAGGAAGAAGCUGUGUGGCUCUCCUGGAUUUAUUUAUUUUUUUUAUCCAACCUGUCAACUAAACAGUCAUGAUCUGAGAUAGCCAACGGGACAGAAGUUGGAUGGAUAAAGAAUACCCCUGGCUGUAGCACAAAGGGAAGGUUAUCGAACACAAUCAUAGCAUUAAUGAUUUUAAAUUAUGCAAAAAUCCUUUUUUUAAAAAAAAACCUGCCAAGACUAUGACAACCUGUGUAGUGAUCCAGCUUGAUCUCAAAAUGUAUGGCAUCCUUCCAUGAAAAAGGAUCUCAUUUUGUUGCUGGAAAGGCUGUCCCACAGGGCUGCACUCCCUGCACAUAUGUGCAGCUCCAAAAGUUGGUAAAUUAUUUUUAUGUCAUUUAUAAAAUGGUGUUUGCUAUCACUCUUGCCUUAAAACAGUAGCACUAUAUACUGUAUUAUAGAUGAAGGUAUCUCCUUAUGUACUGUAGUCUAGAUUCUUGCUGUUAAAGAGCACUAUUGUUUCACAGGGUCCAGCCAAACUGGAAUUUGCAAAGCAAAGAAACAAGCAGGAAGACAGUUCUUCAUUGUGGUUUCAAAGGAGCUGCCCACUUUCUGUCAUUACUCCUCAAUGAAGUCUUGGUCAAGAUGUGCUUUUUCCUGUUCUGUCUCUAUUCACAAGUCUCUCUUGUGCUUGCAGUGCCGGACAACUGCCUUCUACAAUGGGUGAAGCUUGUGAGGUUUGCAGUUCUCUCCCUCUGAAUGCCAAUACACAUUGCUGAGAGUUCAGUUUGCUUGGAAGGUUGCCCAGUUUGAGAGUAUGGAGAAAUGAUCUGGAUUGAGGAUUCCUCUUUUAUUUUAAAGUCAAAAGGAUGAGUUUUGUACACAGAAGCAUGAGUUUUGCAUAACAUCAAUGUACUGAACCUGAAAAUAGAACUGCUGCAUAUAAGGUUGAGAGCAACAAACAUUCACUAGUACUGCACCAUUCUGAAUUAAAAAUGAGUUGAGCUCUCUUCAAAAGUUAGCACAUAGGUUGGUCACAGUUUUCUUCACUACCCCUCACUCAUACCAAGGACCAGCUAUUUGAAACAGAAACUUUGUUAAAAAUCAAAGCGAUUUGAAAUCAAAUGUGGACUCCUGUCUAAAUAAAGUGUUAGUAUAGACCUUCACAGCUUGUACUCGAGCACAAUGAAGCAUCUUUACAUUUGAACCUUCAGUGCACAUGUAUGCGUUUGUAGUCAUUGCAAGUCUGAGGCAUACAGCAAAAACAUGAACCUUUGAUGCGCUGUGCUCAGUGGAUGAGUCAUGAGUUCUACAGGCUUGCUUUAGGAAAUAACUAAAUAGAAAAGUAUCAGUCUGCAAAGAGAAUGUUACAUUCGAGUAGAGUCUUAUCAAGCAGAAAUAAGUGAUUUCAGGAAACCUGAAACCUGGCGGUCUCCUGUACCGUAAGAAUAAGGGGAUGAGGAUGUUCAACAUUUUCCUUGCCCACUGCCCCAAACUGCAUCACUUCCUCUCUUCUCCAUCCUCCAUGAUAUUUUGGCUACAUGUUUUGCCAAUGAACUGAAGAUGAGAACUCCACAGUGGCUGUGGGUAGAGUUGGUUUGAAGAAUGGUACAUUGGAUAAUAGUUUCCAAGGGUGAUUUGGAAACUAUCAUUCCAUGUACCAUUCUUCAAACCAACUCUUGUCAAGCAUUUGCUUUCAGCAAAUAAGUCAUCUCUUCCAUUUGAAAUGGUCAGGAUCAGGGUGUUAAGUAGGUGCUUCUGAGCCAUUUGCUCAGAAAUAUGUCAGGUACAUGAGACUUAUUUCCAGGAAAGUGAGCAUACAGUGGCAAACUAAAGCCAAAUAGGGCACUUACCUGCCGACAACCCCAAAUUGUAUUUUCUUUGGGAACUACAACAUUUCUUUUGAAACCUGGCACAGAACACUUAAUCAGAUUAUUUAUAUUAUGUACAGUAAUUGACUAAAGAUCCAGAAACUGUUUUGGUUUGUUUGGGAGAAGAAAAGCUAUGAAAAUGUGGUCUUGUGGAUGUGUUGUAUUUUGUUUUAAGGCACUUUUGCAAUACUUGUUUCAAGGUUGUCUGAAUUUUUAUCUACAAUGUAACUGUUCCUAAAAUUGCACUAUAAUGUUGAUAAAGGGAAAUAAAAGGGAAAUUAAUACU